AUGAGAUUAUCAUUCUUUGAACAAUGUCAUGUUGUUUUUCAAUCAUUGUUCGGAAAGCUUUCAGCAGCUUUUGCAUGUUUUCAAGCUUUGUUUAUGAAUAUUUGGGAACCGCCGUAUUCACAGCAGCAGAAAAUAUUAUUCAUGAUAUCGUUCUUGACUCCAGCUGGUACUCAACUUCCCUUUUGCGAAACUCGAGAAAUUCAUUUCACCAUCGAAAUGGAGAAAAACUUUUGGCAAAGUUUCACAUGCUUUCAUGAAACUUCAAGUGAUGUGAAUUCAGUAGCAAAAGAAAUCGAGACGAAUACAACAAGUUUGAAGGAAAGAAAACAAGAAGUUUAA
Clunio marinus is the source of this 339-nucleotide messenger RNA. Lineage: Eukaryota; Metazoa; Arthropoda; Insecta; Diptera; Chironomidae. The record is from the annotation of a GenBank genome assembly.